AUGUCGUUGUCGGCCUUGCAAGAAGAAGCCGACCUCGGCGAAUUCUUCGACUUCCAAAACGCCGUCUCGGAUGGCGGUAGCAUGCAAACUAGCAAUGCCAUCGCUGAUCUAGAUUGUCUUUCUCAUACAGUAGAGAGCCAUCUCCACGAGGGAACAACCGUCCCCAGUUUCGCCAACGAGGAAAUAGAGGCAGCAGAAUACAGCAACUUCUCAAGAUGGAUUCCUCGAUUCAUUCAACCGGAUGUAGCGUGUACCUACUGUCGAGAUCGUAAGCUCAACUGCUUUCUCAGUUAUGGAAAGGUCACUUGCACUGCUUGUGUGAGUAAUAUGCUAUCAUUGCUGCCUAACAAAUUUGCUGAUGACAUGCCCCAAGNNGACACUCUCUUUAGACCGUGUAGCUUCGUCAACCCUCAUAGCCACAAUGCGUAUGUGCCUCCCGAGGGCGAGUCGUCGAUGGGCCUUAUCGAUACCUUACAUCCUAUAGGAGAGGAUUUCCCUCAAGAACAAGGGAAGUUGACCGGCGUUCGAUCACUCAAGUCAAUGCCAGACAAGAAGUCCAGCAGUCGCUUCUCCAAGACUGCUGUGAAGGUACUGAGGGGCUGGUUGGAUGAACACCAAACCAAUCCCUACCCAACAGAGGAAGAGAAAGAGCAGUUAGGUCGUACCACUGGACUGCGAGUUGCUCAAAUCAACACUUGGCUCGCCAAUGCUCGUCGUAGAGGCAAAGUCGGUGUCAAGAACAAGGCUACCAUGGACGGCCUCUCACACUCAGCUACCACUUCGCUAUCACCCACAGCGGCCAUUGGCAUUCCCGGCUCUACAGAGAUCGAAAUUAACAAGUGGUCCGACAUGAACCCUCUCGAGCGAUGGAAGCACUCACCUCCUCAGAACGAACCUGCUCCUUUCAAUGCUAUCGCCGACGCUUUAGACAGAAGAGAUCUGCCUGACUAUGCAGAGGAGUCAAGCUCAGCAUCAACCUUCGGCUGGCAAGGUCUUGAGUCGAGUCAGGAUGAUUCGUCUUUCUCUCACAACAGAGCAGGAUCUGUAACGUCUAUGGAAAAGUCUACGUCAAACUCUGCUGCAUCAUCUGCGGCAUGGUCAGGCUCGCGCGAUUCGUUCGGAUCAUAUUCAUCAUUUGGAAGCAGUCUCAACGGCAGGAAAGAACGAAGACGCCGCCGAAAGCUGCCUGGGCCAGUUCUCAAGAAGCCGUCAAAUGAUAAGAACGUCAAGAAAGACAGAAUCUAUCAAUGUACAUUCUGUACAGAUACCUUUGUAACCAAGUAUGACUGGCAGAGACACGAGAAGACGUUGCAUCUGUCAUUGGAAAAAUGGAUUUGCUGCCCUUUGGGCCCUGAGACUCUCGAUCCCGUCACAGGCAAAGUCAUCUGCGCUUAUUGCUGCGCUCCAGAGCCAACCAAAGAUCACAUCGAGUCACACAAUCAUCGACAAUGCUUGGAUAAAGGAUUUGAAGGUCGCACAUUCUAUCGCAAGGACCACCUACGGCAACAUCUUCGACUUGUACACGAAUCGAAACUUCUACCCCACAUGGAAGACUGGAAGACAACCUUGUCCAACAUCAACAGCAGAUGUGGCUUCUGUGACAAGCGGUUCAACGUGUGGUCAGAGCGCAAUGACCACUUGGCUGCACACUUCAAGGAAGGAGCUAGGAUGAGCGAUUGGAGAGGCUGUCGAGGUUUGGAUCCGGCUAUCGCUGCUCUUGUCAACAGCGCCAUGCCGCCUUACCUCAUCGGCAUCGAGACAGACUCGGUCAACCCUUAUUCGGCUACAUCCCCUUAUAGAUGUAUGACCCUCCAGACACAUCUUGAUAAUGGAGGCGCGCCAACCACAUGCUGGGAGAUCUUGACAGUACGACUUGGAAAAUUCGCUAAAGAGCAAACUGACAAAGGCAUCAUCUUGACCGAUGAGAUGCUGCAGACACAAGCACGUCGCAUCUUGUACGACUCUGACGAUGCCUGGGACAACACCGCGGCCGACAAUCCUGAAUGGCUCGACCUUUUCAAGAGAGCUCAUGCUCUGGAUUACAUUCCAACCGAGGUGUCGGGUAUCGGCAAGAACAUCCCUGAAGACCUCGAACUCUAUACAGACCUGGGUAUGAGGAUUCCCUUCAGCGUGCAGCUAGCACAUGGCAUGUCAGUCGAUUACCCACCAGCCGGUCUACCAACCGGGUCAAGGUACUCUGAGCUCUCUGAUUCGAAGAUACCACAAGAUCGAGCAAUGGCUUUCGAAGGCUUAUGUACAGGACAGAAUCUGCGCAACGCUUCUACCUCUGGCAGAUCAUCCCUGUCGCAGCCUUCACCGCAGCAUGGCUCCAACUUGGCCACACCAGCAACUUAUCAAACCUAUGGUUCGACGCCUUUGAAACUUGACACACCUCACGAUAUGGGCUCAAACAGCUGUUUGGAUGCAGAUAUUGAUGCUAUCUUGGCAGAAGCAGGCUACCAGCCAGCACUUCAAACCAGUGCAGGCGAUCGAGCUCGGCAGCAGAAUGCAGAGUUGGCACAGAAGCACGGACUAGAUUCUUCUCUGACGCCAGAAAAGGCACAAGAACAGCUGGCCGAGCUGAAUGCGGCCAUGGCGGUGCUCACCGAACAGGCAGUCUUGUGCGAUGUACCGCUAUCCGGGCAGUCGUCAAGCACAUUGGACUAUCCAAGCUUGAGUAUGGAAGCAGAACUUUCAGACUUUCUCAAUGUUACAAGCACAUCAGCCGAUGAUAAUCUUNUUACGACGACUUGGGAGAACAAAGAUAAGUUCGCAAUCAGCACAGCCGGACAAGGUUCUGGCAUGAUGGCGAUGGAUAUGACAAUGCAAGACUUGGACAUGAAUGAUAUACAGUUUGGAGAUAUGGAUUUUGGCUUGGGCUUUCAAUGA
Messenger RNA from Aureobasidium vineae, 2889 nucleotides. NCBI's taxonomy places the organism in Eukaryota, Fungi, Ascomycota, Dothideomycetes, Dothideales, Saccotheciaceae. The record is from the annotation of a GenBank genome assembly.